AUGCCUGUUUCUUUGGGGUGGAGGCCGUUGUCGCGAUCCGGGAAAAUCUUAGUCGUCCUUGCCGGCAUAUCCAUGAUAAUUACCUUGGGCACUCUGAGAGAGAGGAUCCCAUCAAUAUCCAAGCCGAUCGUCUCUCACCAUGACACGGCGACCAGCUCACCAAGCCCAACACCCCCGUCACCAGCUACCACAGAGCCGCCGGCAGCCAAACCCAAGCCGAAAUAUGCUUUCGCAACAAUCAUUACCGGCGAAGGCGACGUCGAGUCCGACGUCAAGGACGCCUAUUUCACGGCAACGCGGCUACUUACUUACCAGCUUCUCUACGGCCCCCAGACCAAAUCACGCGCCGGUAAUAUUCCCUUCCUCGUCUUGGUUACGAAGGACGUUCCCCAGGAGCAACGAGAUCGACUUGUGAAAGAUGGUGCCACAGUGAUUCCGGCAGAAAGCCUUGCACGAGAGUGGAUCCAUCCCAAAUGGAGUCGCUGGAUCGACGUCCUCGCCAAGCUGAACUUGUGGAGGCAGACGGAAUACGAAAAGAUCACGUUUAUGGACGCCGAUACCAUCGUUCUCCAACCUCUGGACGACAUUUUCACAGACAAUACUACUGCUCUCCAACAAUCCAUACCCCCUCGAGAGGGUCUGGGCAACAGCGUGGACAAUGACUUUCCGCUGCCUGAAGCGUACCUGCUCUCUGGUAUCCACGAUCGCUGGGUGGAACAGGCUCUUCCACCCGUGCCAGAAAACGAUUUCUACGCGGCAGAUAAUUAUAUAAAUGCGGGUUUCUUCGUCCUUUCGCCCUCCGAAACGCUGUUCAACUAUUACGUACACCUUCUUGACACGGCAGACCGAUUCGAUGCCACCUAUCCUGAGCAGAAUCUUCUUAACUGUGCCCAUCGAGUCGAUGGCAGGAUACCGUGGAGGGAGCUGGGGCCUGGGUGGAACCAGAAACCACUGUUUGCCACCAUGGAUGAUCUCAAAAACUUCAAAUCUCUGCACCAGAAGUGGUGGCGCCCGAUCUCCGACAAGGGGGUCGAAUCAUAUUUCCGCAAUGUGAUCCAGGAGAUGGAAACCUUUUUCCAUGACAGAGGCAAUCUUGCGAUUUGA
Molecule: messenger RNA, 1104 nt
Organism: Aspergillus alliaceus
Lineage: Eukaryota; Fungi; Ascomycota; Eurotiomycetes; Eurotiales; Aspergillaceae
Product: putative glycosyl transferase family 8 family
Exons: 1
Coding region: 1-1104 (367 amino acids)
Biological process (GO): protein N-linked glycosylation
Molecular function (GO): glycosyltransferase activity
Source: RefSeq, a predicted model, not a curated record